Messenger RNA from Aureobasidium musti, 921 nucleotides. NCBI's taxonomy places the organism in Eukaryota, Fungi, Ascomycota, Dothideomycetes, Dothideales, Saccotheciaceae. The record is from the annotation of a GenBank genome assembly.
AUGUUGUUGCUCGACUACCAAAACAUUGUCUCCGACUUUGACGGUGUCACCUUCCACAUUUCGACCCCCACAUCAAAGACAAAGAUCCUCAUCUCCAUCAACAUCAAAUGCUACCACGAGCUCGUCAAGUAUGGCGCUGAACAGGUCCUUCAGCGUGAAUACGAGGGCUACAUUGUCCAGCCCGAGUCUGGCUAUGACUUCUCCGUCGAGAUUGACCUCGAAAACCUCCCUCAGGACGAACAAGCCCGCAUCGACCUCAUCUCCCGCCUCAGUCUGCUAAAGCGCAACGCCAUGGCUGCUCCCUUUGAGCAAGCCUUCGACGAAUACCAAGCUCUCCACGAGGAGGCAUCCAAAUACACUUCCGAAUCCGCUCCUCAAGGUGUCCUUGAAGGUGGUCAGGUCAGAGCCAUCCACUACCGUGAGGAAGAGGCCAUCUACGUCAAGGCCAGUCACGACCGUGUCACCGUCAUCUUCAGCACAAUCUUCCGCGAGGAGACAGAUCGUAUCUUUGGCAAGGUCUUCUUGCAAGAGUUCGUCGAUGCCCGUCGCAGAGCCAUUCAGAACGCUCCCCAAGUCCUCUUCCGUCACGACCCGCCUCUGGAGUUGCAGGGCAUGGCCGGUCUGCCUCCCUCUGGCACUGCUGACGUCGGCUACGUUACUUUCGUUCUGUUCCCUCGCCAUCUCCAACCCGCAAGAAGAUACGAAGUCAUUUCUCACAUCCAGACUUUCCGCGAUUACUUCCACUACCACAUCAAGGCUUCAAAAGCCUACAUUCACUCAAGAAUGCGCAGACGAACUGCCGACUUCCUCCAAGGUGAGAGUUUUGCUUGCAAGACGUUCNUCCUUCGUCGUGCAAGACCAGAGGCCGAGGAAAAGGAGCGCAAGACUGCCAGUGGCAGAACCUUCAGAGUCCAGGCAUAG